Closterium sp. NIES-65 is the source of this 3171-nucleotide messenger RNA. The record is from the annotation of a GenBank genome assembly. NCBI's taxonomy places the organism in Eukaryota, Viridiplantae, Streptophyta, Zygnematophyceae, Desmidiales, Closteriaceae.
AUGUCUAUGCCGUCCUGCUGUUCGUCUAGAACCCUGCGAUCCGUGCGUUUUGCGAAUCUGUGCCACGUUCCCCUUUCCCUCUCGCCCCCUCUACCCCUUGUCAAGACAGUCCUACUCGAAUCCUGCUUGGAUUUAGUUCGCUUCUUCUCUACCCUUCCUUACGAUCCGCUCCUCUCCCAUCCUGCCUUCCUUUCCUCUCCCUUCCUGCCUUCCUGUCAUCUCCCUUGGCCUCAUUUCCUCUCCCCUCCCGCUUUCAACUACUCUCCCUUUCUUGCCUUACUCUCCUUUUCCUUCCUGCCUUCCUCUCCUCUCCCUUCUUGCCUUCAUCCCCUCUCCUUUCUUGCCUGCAUCUCCUCUCCCUUCCUGCCUUCCGCUGCUCUCCCUUCAUGCUUUCUUCUCCUCUCCCUUCCUGCCUUCAUUUCCUCUCCCAUCCUGCUCUCCACUCCUCUCCCUUCCUGCAUUAUCCCCUUGCCCUUCCUGCCUUAUCCCGUUUCUCUUCCUGCCAUCCUUUCCUCUCCCUUCCUGCCUACUUCUCCGCUCCCUUCCUGCAUUCAUCUCCUCUCCCCGAACUUCGUUUCCGCUCAAAUCCCUUUACCGCCUUCAUUUCAAUUCCUUUCAUGCCUUCAUGUCCUCCCCUCCUCUCCCAUCCUGCUCUCCUCUCCUCUCCCAUCCUGCUCUCCUCUCCUCUCCCAUCCUGCUCUCCUCUCCUCUCCCAUCCUGCUCUCCUCUCCUCUCCCAUCCUGCUCUCCUCUCCUCUCCCAUCCUGCUCUCCUCUCCUCUCCCAUGAUGCCCUCUCUUGUCCUAUCCUGCUGUAUUCCCCACCCAGGCGUGGCGCACGGUGUGAGCUCCGGAAUCCGCACGCGUGGCGCACGGUGCGUGCGCAGAGUCCUACUCGACUCCUGCUUGUGUUUCAUUUGCUCCUUCUCUACCCUUCCUCUCAUUCCGCUCCUCUCCCUUCCUGCCUUCGUUUCCUCUCCCUUGCCCUCAUUUUUCCCGUUUACUCCCUUGAACUACUCUCCCUUUCAUGCCUUCAAGUAUUCUCCCUUUCAUGCCUUCAAGUACUCUCCCUUUCAUGCCUUCAAGUACUCUCCCUUUCCUGCCUUGAUCUCCUCUCCCUUGCUGCCUUCCUCUCCUCUACCGUCUUGCCUUCAUAUGCUCUCCCUUCCUUCCUUAGCGUGCAACCGCCUUCUUGCCUUCAUUUCGAUUCCUUUCAUCCCUUUAUGUCCUCUCCCAUCCUGCUCUCCUCUCCUCUCCCAUCCUGCUCUCCUCUCCUCUCCCAUCCUGCUCUCCUCUCGUCUCCUGCUCUCCUCUCCUGCUCUCAUAUCCUCUCCUGCUCUCAUAUCCUCUCCUGCUCUCGUAUCCUCUCCUGCGCUCAUAUCCUCUCAUGCUCUCAUAUCCUCUCAUGCUCUCAUAUCCUCUCCUGCUCUCAUAUCCUCUCCUGCUCUCAUAUCCUCUCCUGCUCUCAUAUCCUCUCAUGCUCUCAUAUCCUCUCCUGCUCUCAUAUCCUCUCCUGCUCUCAUAUCCUCUCCUGCUCUCAUAUCCUCUCCUGCUCUCAUAUCCUCUCCUGCUCUCAUAUCCUCUCCUGCUCUCAUAUCCUCUCCUGCUCUCAUAUCCUCUCCUGCUCUCAUAUCCUCUCCUGCUCUCAUAUCCUCUCCUGCUCUCAUGUCCUCUCAUGCUCUCAUAUCCUCUCCUGCUCUCAUAUCCUCUCAUGCUCUCAUAUCCUCUCCUGCUCUCAUAUCCUCUCCUGCUCUCAUGUCCUCUCAUGCUCUCAUAUCCUCUCCUGCUCUCAUAUCCUCUCCUGCUCUCAUGUCCUCUCAUGCUCUCAUAUCCUCUCCUGCUCUCAUAUCCUCUCAUGCUCUCAUAUCCUCUCCUGCUCUCAUAUCCUCUCCUGCUCUCAUAUCCUCUCCUGCUCUCAUAUCCUCUCCUGCUCUCAUAUCCUCUCCUGCUCUCAUGUCCUCUCAUGCUCUCAUGUCCUCUCAUGCUCUCAUAUCCUCUCCUGCUCUCAUAUCCUCUCCUGCUCUCAUAUCCUCUCCUGCUCUCAUGUCCUCUCAUGCUCUCAUAUCCUCUCCUGCUCUCAUAUCCUCUCAUGCUCUCAUAUCCUCUCCUGCUCUCAUAUCCUCUCCUGCUCUCAUAUCCUCUCCUGCUCUCAUAUCCUCUCCUGCUCUCAUAUCCUCUCCUGCUCUCAUAUCCUCUCCUGCUCUCAUAUCCUCUCCUGCUCUCAUAUCCUCUCCUGCUCUCAUAUCCUCUCCUGCUCUCAUAUCCUCUCCUGCUCUCAUAUCAUCUCCCGUGCUGCCCAAUCCUAAUCGGAAUUUGCAUGGGUUUCCUUCGCUUCUAUCUCCUCCCUGUCCUCUUUAUCCCUGCAUGCCUUCAUCUCAUCUCGCUCACUGCCUUCCUCUUCUCUCCCUCACUGCCUUCCUCUCCUCUCACUUACUGCCUUCCUAUCCUAUCCCUUCAUGCCUUCAUCUCCUCUCCCUUCCUGUCCUCCCCUCCAUCUCCCUUUCUGUCCUCCUCUCCCCUCUCCGUUUUUGUCCCCCCCUCCCAUCCUCCUCAGUGUCCACACCUCUCCUCUCCCGCUCCGUCCUCCACUGCUCGCUUCUCCACCCAUGUUCGCAGGCGUGUCGCGCAGUGGGAUCUCAGGAAACAGUAGGGUCGCGCAACAUGUGGGUUCCGGAAUCCGCAUGCCAACCCCCCGCGGUGCGUACGCGGAAAUCUCGCUUCCCCUUCCCCUUCCUCUUCCUCACCCUGCCUUCCUCUCCUCUCGCUUCCUGCCAUAAUCCCAUCUCCUGUCCUGCCUUCAUCUCCUCUCCCGUCCUGCCUUCAUCUCCUCUCCCGUCCUGCCUUCAUCUCCUCUCCCGUCCUGCCUUCAUCUCCUCUCCCGUCCUGCCUUCAUCUCCUCUCCCGUCCUGCCUUCAUCUCCUCUCCCGUCCUGCCUUCAUCUCCUCUCCCGUGCUGCCAUCAUCUCCUGUUCUGGCCUGCCUCCCUCUCCUCUCCCUUCCUGCCUCCCUCUCCCCUCUCUUUCUGUCCUCCCUUCUCCCCUCUCCUUCUGUCCCCCCUUCUCCCCUCUCUUUCUGUCCUCUCUCUUCUCCCGUGCUGCCUUCCCGCUCCUCUCCCUUUCUUUUCCUUUCCCUCCGCUCUUCUUCGCUAUUACAUCCUGUACAUUCAUGCAGAUAA